Messenger RNA from Lichtheimia ornata, 2001 nucleotides. RefSeq lists its product as uncharacterized. The transcript has 10 exons. Gene Ontology annotation, biological process: actin cortical patch localization. The record is from RefSeq and is a predicted model, not a curated record. Gene Ontology annotation, cellular component: plasma membrane. The coding region runs from base 1 to 2001 and encodes 666 amino acids. NCBI's taxonomy places the organism in Eukaryota, Fungi, Mucoromycota, Mucoromycetes, Mucorales, Lichtheimiaceae.
AUGAGCUCGCAACAGCAUGUCGAAUACGUUCUGUUGGCAGAGUUCGAUAUCGACAAGGGUGCAUCAUUGAAAUACCAAUACCCAGCAGAUACUGGAACCGAUGAACAUGUCUUGUCCGAGCUCAUGUUGCCUGAUGGUGCUCAUUUACGUGCUGAAGACUGGACUAUCUUUUGCCUCAACCAAACGAUACCUGAUAUGGACGAAGAACACGAGACCACCAGCAACGAGCGAGAGAAGCCCUUAUUGUAUGUGCUCAACCUUGUAAGAACCAAGCACGACGCGACAGCACGAAGAGGUGCCCAUGUCAAGGCGAUGGCUAUUUGUACCAAGCAUCAGUUUUUGCAUAUCUAUAAGCCGGUGCUUCUACUUGCUAUGGAAAAGUACUUUGAGAAUCCAUCACGUGAAGUGCUCGAAUCAUUGUACAAAGCUGUCAAUACCAUGGAUCUUUCAAGAAUGCCCAACUUUACCUGGCAUGAGCGACAAAUCUUGCGGACGUCUGACAACAAAGCCAUGUUUGAUGAAAUGUUCACGGAUGAUAAUGUCACGUCACCAACAUCGAUGCAUUCGGAUCAACAAUCGAGGUGGGGUGAUAUCGACGUGGAGGAUGAAGCAAGCAAAAUCAGGAGAGGAACGUUCAUUGAUCUGGCUUCGGGGAGAGAGGUGCUUCCACCAACAUUGGGAAAAGAUCGUCGAUUCUUUGAGACCAAGAUUGAGUAUGAAGGCAUCAAGUUACCUAUUCGUGUACCCUUAACGGUGAAUGACGAGGAAGUGGGUGACUUUUCGCUUAUCAAUCUCAUUCGUACAUUUUCACCACCACCAUCACAACCUGGUUCACCCAAUCCACAUCAUCCGCAUCUCGAUAGCCCAGGACCCUACACCCAUCCUAUCAUGCUUUUGCUCAAUGCGCUCUUGACUCAGAAAAGGAUCGUCUUUCUUGGUUAUGGUCAUCCAUCAGGCGAAGUGGCCAACUAUGUCCUAGCUGCUUGUGCUCUCGGCAGUGGAUGUGGUACCGUUCUCAGAGGUUUCACCGAACGUGCAUUCCCAUAUACCAAUCUGACAAGCAUUGAUGAUCUGCUGAAAUGCCCUGGAUUUAUUGCAGGUGUUACCAAUCCAACCUAUGAAGAACAUACAGCUUGGUGGGACGUCUUGUGUAACAUCAGCACUGGAAAGAUCACUGUCAGCAAAGACAUAGAAUCAACAUGCGUUGAGCCACGAAGUUCGAUGAGUGAUAUGGAUGCUGGUUUUUCGUCUUUGGCUAUUGGGCGCUCUUCAACCGUUAGUACUCUCUCAUCAUCAUUAAGCAAAACGGAUGACAAAAGUCGGGAUCGGGAUAUUGACACAGAGUUUAUCAAUGAUGUCAUGUCAGCUGUGCAGAGCCAUUAUGGCGAAUCACAUGUGCGUGCCAAGUUUCAGGAAUACGUUGCUCGAUUUGUGCGUCUUUCGGCAGCCUAUGAAGAGGAAGUGUAUCAUCAUUCUAAAUUAUCAUGGCCCUAUGAUCCACAAAACGAUCCAACUGGUUUACUCGGCCAUGGUCACGUGUUCCCUGAUGAAGCCACAAAGCAACGCGAGCUUACCUUGAAUGCCAACCGCAUCGAAGCAUGGCGUAAAACGAUCUCAUACAGGAAUUUGCAAAAGGGAUUCCAAUUAUGGAUCAACAAUUCAACUUUGAAGACCCUGGAUGUGACACGACAAGUUCAGAAGCUCAAGUUGUUGAAAACCAUACCCGACAAUGAAAUGAUUGCCAUCCUUGACGCAUUCCUCAAGUAUAUCGUAAACGACCGAAAUAUUAUCGAGUUUCUUUCAUUUUUACCGCAAUACCAAGGUGGAUUAGCACCCAUCGCCAUGUGCUUACAUCACUCCUCGAGUACAGUACGGCGGUACACUGUUGAGUUGUUAAACCGGCUUUCUCGGAAUCCUACGGGCUUGCGAUUCAUUCAAAGCUUAUCACGCUUCCAAAAGUUGACAUACGAGCGGCUUGCACGAGAACACGCUGCUGCUUAA